AGACCCUCAGCGACGCUACGCCGACUCUGGGACGCAGACGUUACCGGUGAGAACUGGCGGUCGGCGCGACAGCCCUGCAUCAAUCGCAGGAGCAGCCCUCGGUGGCCCCCGAUUACCUGUUGAAAUCGAACUUGCUGCUAAACCCGCUUCUCUGCCAACUCGUACUAGCGGCUCUUUGAAUGUAAUGGAAAGCCAGAAACCUCAUAGUAAGAGCCGUGUCAAAAGUCGGAAAGCGGCAGCGUCGCCUUCCAUCGAUCCUCAAAGUCCUCUUGCACGACAUCGUCCAAGCCAGCGUCUGAGUGUUUCAGAUUUGGUAGGACCUGUCUGGUGUGAAGUUCAAUACGACUAUGGACUCAGACAAGGCAGAUCUCGAAAGCUGGCGAACCGACCGGCGUCUUUCACUUCAGCCCAAGGAAAGACAAUUGUGGCUGAGCAGCAGACCGCCAUCAAGAACGAAAGAAUCCUUGAGCGUGGUAGGUCUAUCCACAAGCAACUGGAAAAGGAGAUCCGCCCAGAGGAGGUCCUUAUAGAAACUGAGACCGACGAAGAACGCUGGGCCUUGCGGCUGGUCAACAUCCUAUCCUGCUUGGACAAUCUCGUGGAAUCAGACUAUACUCGGGAGAUCCCUGUAUUCGGGACUGUUCACGGUCAGCUCGUGACAGGAAUCAUUGAUGAGAUCAUCCGAAAAGCUACGCCAGUAUCGGAUGCAUCUUCUCCUGGGAAAAGAGCAUCUCCCUCAAAAAGAGAGAGUCCGAAGAAGAGCAAGAAACAACGCAAUCCUUCUCCUUCGCAAUCGGAAAUUACGACAUUUUUCUCCUCGCCAUCAAAAACGCGGAGUCUCUCGCCUCUAUCUCAGGAUUCAGGUCCACCUUUUGCGACACAGGUCUACACUUUGUUCAUUCUCGACUCUAAAACCCGGCGCGCAAAGAGUCUGCCAUCAACUGAGGAUGCCCUCAACUCUCGACUCCAACUAAUGACCUAUCAUCGACUGUUAUCCGAACUCCUGUCACCGUCAUUCGACUUUAUAUCUCUCUGGGAUCGUCUACAUCUAGAUCCUGCUCGUCUUUUCUCAGAUGCUUUUCUCGAAUCAUCAGGCCUACUUCCAACAGCUGUACGCUGCUUGAGCGACCUUUGCGUCUUGUGGCGAAACUCUGUUGCCGCCCUCAAUAUCGACAGGGUGGCACCUACACUGGAGAUUGUAUAUAGAUACCGGCCGUACACUAAACGGAAGGCUUUAGAUCCUGUCAAGGAGGCGGAAGAAUCAGCUCAAGCCUCAAUCAGGGUCGCUGAAGAGGUCAAGAACGUAGUACAGGAUAUAGAAACCAACCGGCGGCAGGAGGACUCGGAUCUUGCGCGCGCCAUUGCGGAGAGCCUCAAGGACCACACGAAUUCCGGUGGGCACUCGAAACGCGCUGAUUCGAUUGGGACUGGGAGAUUUGGAGAGGCCAGAAAGCUGGUGUCUUCGUUGACAGAGCCACGAGCAUCGAGUUCAAGCAGUACCCUACGACAGGACCCCGAACUUGCAUGGGUCGCACAGAAAGAGAUGUUGAAGAGGGACGACUCAAACGCGGUGGCAGCGGUAGUGAGGAACACCUCUUUUGGCAGUAAAUUGACCGAAGCAUCUGAACUUGCUGCUGCGAUACCGACUGCCCGCGACGAAACACAUUCGAAUGAAGACGAGAAAUCAGAAGUCAUCGGACGAACAUUGUUCGCGAUGGACGACAGACUUUUGGACGCACAUCUGAAGAGCGUAUUAGCAUGGUGGUAUGGUCAACGUCCACCACGGGGCGUGGAGAUUGAGCAAUCGAGACGUUGUUUCUCUUGCGAAUACAUUCAAGACUGUGAGUGGAGAGAGCAGAAAGCGUUGGAAGCAACGGCUCGGUACACAAAUAAUUGACGGGGCCACAAGGAGUCUGAAUCGAGUGGCCUUCCGCCUGGUUACCGAGAUUACCAGUCCACUGUAUCACCUUGUAUUAUAUCUCGGCAGUGUACAACUAUAUUCCCUC
Stereum hirsutum FP-91666 SS1 is the source of this 2006-nucleotide messenger RNA. RefSeq lists its product as uncharacterized. Gene Ontology annotation, biological process: interstrand cross-link repair. The coding region runs from base 185 to 1897 and encodes 570 amino acids. The transcript is spliced from 7 exons. Gene Ontology annotation, cellular component: mitochondrion; nucleus. NCBI's taxonomy places the organism in Eukaryota, Fungi, Basidiomycota, Agaricomycetes, Russulales, Stereaceae. Gene Ontology annotation, molecular function: single-stranded DNA 5'-3' DNA exonuclease activity. The record is from RefSeq and is a predicted model, not a curated record.